AGAAGAUGAUAUGUCAAAGUCAAGUCUUCAAUUGGUAGAAAAUGAGUUGAUUGAAGCACGUGAAGACGAUUCUAGUCCCUGGUAUGUUGCACGAAUAUUAAAAGUUGAAGGCCGGCGAAUCUUCAUCCACUAUCUUAACUGGCACAAAAGACACGAUCAAUGGCUGCCUUCUAGGUCUCCCCGUAUCAGAGCACUUAGUAAAAAGAAUGCUGAUAAACUCCCCGAGGAACAAAAUUUAAAGAGUGUAAUGUUUAAAGUUGGACAAGCUAUUGAGGCCAAAUGGAUUGAUAAGCAUUACUACCCUGGAACUAUUCUCUCUGCUGAAGGAAACGAAUACUACCGAGUAUUGUUCAGCGAUGGGUUCAAAAAGAAGCUCCGAUUCUCUCAGAUACGUCACCCACUGGGAGCAGUUGAGGAGCCAGAACCAGAACCCGAACCAGAGAAGGAAGAAGACACUUCAGCAGUAGUAAGUGUGAGUAGUCGAGCUAAACGUCUAUCAGCCAGGAAUUCAGACGAACUAGUCUCCACUACUCGCUCAAAACGGCUCUCAGCACGACUUAACCGCAACUCCUCCAGUGAGCCAACAUCCAGGAACUCUUCUUCAGAGCGAAGUAGGAGGGAUUCCAGCCCGGGAAUUAUAACUCUGAAGGACAUGGUGAAAGAUUCGGAAACCAAACCCUCGUCCCAGCCAAAAGAUAGUCCUCCUAAAAAGGGGAGCCCGGUUAAGAAAGAAAGCCCAGCUAGGAAGGAAAGUCCAAACAAAAAGGAGAGUCAACCUGCAAAAAACAGCAGUCCGAAGACACCGGUGAUGCCAAAGAAAAACUCUCCUAAAGCUGAAUCUGACACAAAAUCUUCCCACACGCUGAUAAUUGAUGACGUAAUCGAGUUUGAGGUACCGAAGAAAGCGUCUCCCAUAAAAGAGAAACAUGAUUUCAAGAAGGAGGCCCCCACUAUUCAGAUAGCGACUACUCCGGUACUGAAGCCGCACAAGUUGGAGCUGACCGAACCUGAACCUGUUCCAAUAACCGACACUAAGAUAACGAAGAGAGGUCACUCAGGCUGUGCUGAUCAGAGGCACAAAAGAGACCAUUCUGACAGCAAGAUAUCAGUUGUUAACUCGAAAGGAUCUCGGAACAACAAACAACUCGACCACUCCAAAAUCCCAAUCAUAGCGAGUGAGAAACAAGACAAAUUGACUGACCAGAAAGUUGGUGAAAAGCAAGCUGGAACCGAUGGACUGAAGUCAGAUCUGAUGUCAGAUCAUAUCAGUCAACUUCAGAGAAAUCAAAGGGAUCAGUCAGCUAGACUGAUAGCAGCUAAAGGAGUGAAGGAGGUAGUUUACCAAACAGCGGGUUACAGCCAGGCAGCCAUGAUGGCCGGUUUAAAGCAGGGUCCAAGUGGUCCGGUCUACAUGCCGCACAUGCCGGGCAACAUGCCGCACAUGCCGGGCAACAUGCCGCACAUGCCAGGCAUGUUUGGGACGCCUCCCUACUCUCAGUACUAUCCGACGACGUCCCACACAAACGCGUGGGGAAUGCCAGGUCAGUACGCAGUUGCUAGCUCCUACUCUCCCGCCAUGUCUCCCCAUCACACUGCUGGCAUAUACGUGACGUCACAGCAAUUCGUGACGUCAUCACAGCAACAUCAUCCCUCCCCUACUAUUGUGUCUCCUGCCAUGCAGAGUCCUGGGGUUGCUAUAUCUAGCCAUCCAGGGGUUGCUAUAUCUAGCCAUCCUAUUGCCAGUCAUCCUGGUCAGCCUCAGGGGUUUCCUUUGGAGUUCCAACAGCGAGCAAUACCACAGCAAAUUCCGCAGUCUAGGAAAACUAAGGCUGCAAGUGAGCCGAGCUCAAGUCCGUCACCUUCCAGUCACAUGUCUCAAUCUCCGUCCAGUCACAUGUCUGCUUCUCCCUCUCAUCCCUCCAGUCACAUCUCCCCGUCUCCCUCGCAUCCAGCGAACAGUCCUAUACCUCACCACGUGACCAAUGCUACUGGUCCCGUAACAGCCGGUACUGGCAGCAGUGGAGGAGCGCAAACCCCGCCUAGAAAACUAGAAAUUGCCAAAACGGACUCAGGGAAACAGAAGAGAAACAGAAGAGAAGGCUCUUCUGACGGUUCGGGUAGAAAAUCGCAGAAAAGGGGUCCUGAAGAACCAAAACAAGUUCGGAAGAUUGUUAAAAAGAGUGGAAAUCAAGCUGAAGCUUUGAAAAAGAUCAGUUAUGAUAUCUACGAUUUCCCAGUUUCACUCACUACCAAAGCAUCCAAAAAGACGACAGAGACAACCAAAUCAAAAGAGAGCGACCUGUCGGAGGAAAGUGAGAGUUCAGCAGGAGAAGAGAGCAGCAGCGCUCACUCAACCCCCACCCACCACCUACCCCACCAGAUCCCUCCCCCUUACUACGUCAACUAUCCCUUCUACCCCAACAUGCAGAACACUAAGAUUACCAACCCUAUCCAUCAGAUGAACAUGAUAGCGCAGCAGUACCACGCGCAGAACAGACACCACCUUUUCCAGCAGCACAUGAUGCACCCCCAGCAUAAGCAGCGCGGUCGGAAAUCUUCUCACACGAACAGAAGUGCUCCACAAUCGCCCUCCAAGAUGAGACUUCAUAAUCAAGCCAUCGACGCGAACACUGCUUCUCUCUUGCGGCACCAUCAUUUGACACAACAGCAGAAAGCUACCGGUCAGAAGGUUCCAGGGCAGGCGGCUCCAGUAAGAUAUAAAACACCUGAACCUGUUGCACCUGCUUCAUUUAGGGGCAUGUUGGAAUCAGACGAAGUCGCAGCAGCAGGGAGCCCAGCUAAAUGUGAAAAAUCUGACGGUCAGCAACCACAGGCAUACCUUUCUGUGAUGAAGCUGGACAAAAACAAGGGUCAGGGUCCCAUGAUAGAAAGUUAUCCUGUUCAUGGUUCUUUUAAAUCAACUGUCCCCAGGGCUCCUAAAUUAGCUUCACCUAAAGGUUCACAGCCAGGUAGCCCGGGCUCUGCAGUUUCAAAGAAAACAUCAGCUCCAAGCCCCAGUCAGGGAGCGGCACCUCAACAAAUCAUAGCUAAACCUCACUUUAACCCAGUCACCCCAGCACAGAUACAGAAAGUGUCCAACCCUGCCCGUUUACCACCCGGUUAUGACAUGCAGCAGCAGAUUUACAGGUACCCCCAACCCAUGGGAACCUACCCUCAUCCUGGUAACAAUCCUGCAAUGUUUAAACCUGUUAGUGUUCCUGCACCUGUACCUAAUACUGAGGAAAAGGGUGGUCAAAUCGUUCAGCCAACUCCCAUUAUGUCACCUAAACCUGUACCUGUUUCCGGUCAAGCUCCUGAUCUUAAACCUGAUGAUUCUAUAAGUGCAGGCAAUUCAAGAUCACCUGACUUCAGAUGAUCUGUGGAUGGCAGAUGACACUAAUUUCGAUGGUAACUUUGAUAUUUCAGACCUUGCAAAUUAUCUUGAUGGUGGAUCAAACUCUGCAAUUCCAGACGAUUUGAUGGAUCAGAAAACUGAACCAGUAAAACCAGAACCGAAAGAUGAAAAUACGGUCAAGGAAGAACCAAAAGUUAAGCAACCUGACCCUGCUUCAUUUCCACCAACAUCCAUCAUAACUGCUGAGGGUGUGAGAAAAUCUCUCCGAGAACGCCGAGCAUCUGCCAAGCUGCUCGAAAGUGGAGAAUCAACCAUCCCUCCCAAAAUAACAGUUUCAGUUCCUGGCACCAUUCCAGUUAAACCGAAUACCAUAACAGUGCUACCCUCGAUCGAAACUCUGGCAACAAAACCGCCUCCCGUAACUAGCACCUCCAGCAGCAGUAGCAGCUCAUCUCAAACUCCCUCCCAACAACGUAAACCACGUACCCCCAUCAGUGAUAUCCAUGGUACAAAUCCUAGCAACCGACGUGCUUCUCCGCCUGCCCUCAACAAAGUGGUCCCCACAUCACCUUUGAAGCAGAAGUUGAAGCAGUAUGUUUUGGAGAGGCAAGCCAGACAAGCGGCUAAUCGUACCCCUCCAAGGACGGUUCAGUCAGAGACGGCUGCACACAAAUCUCCAGGUGGCUCGGUAGGGAUUGAGAAUCCUCUUAUCCAGCGCAGGAUGAGUCAGUCUCCUAGUCCUACAAACUGGCAGCAGUUGAUUCAGUACGGCAGGAAUUCUCCUAAUUUCAUUGCCAGUUUGUCGCCUCGGUCACGUGAUGCAUUAUUUAACAUACAGAAUAAAGAUCCGAGGAUGUCUCCGUAUUGUAGAACAUCGCCUGUACCAGCUGAUCUUACAACCAAAAAAGAAGCUGUGUCACCAAAACCUGCUAGCUCGAAAUCUCCUAGACCUAAUACCAAAUCCCCAAAAUCUUCCACUUCAUCAACAGAAGAUCCACCCAUCCCAACUACUUCCGUUCAGAAAUCAUCAAUCUCCAACCCUCCGCUGUUUGUCGAACCUAAGACUUACAUCAAAGAGGAACCAAUUGAAGCGCCCCCGCCCAAAACAAACGUUCCGGUGCAAGCGAUACAGCCACCAUUGGAACAUAGUCGACCAUCAUCUAAAUCAAACGAUCAUACUUCUUUGACUUCAUCAAAGUCUGUACCGUUGCAAAUCAAGCUACAGUCGGGGAGCACAGAGGUUCCGAGGCUUUCCAAAUCAGUACCUACUACUCCAGACGGUGGAUAUAACACCCGGAAAAUCAAGGUUCAAACUUUCGCUUUGUUGGGGAAAAAUCCCAAAUCAAAGAGAAGCUCAGAGAACCUCAAGAAUUCACCUCGUCACACGCCAAGUAUGAAGGCUCCUCAAGCUGAUCCUCCAAAACCACCCCAACUUCAACCACCUCGACCACCUC
Bolinopsis microptera is the source of this 4809-nucleotide messenger RNA. RefSeq names its product hormone receptor 4-like. Bases 11 to 3376 code for a protein of 1121 amino acids. Gene Ontology annotation, cellular component: NSL complex; nucleus. The record is from RefSeq and is a predicted model, not a curated record. The transcript is spliced from 12 exons. Lineage: Eukaryota; Metazoa; Ctenophora; Tentaculata; Lobata; Bolinopsidae. Gene Ontology annotation, biological process: regulation of transcription by RNA polymerase II.